AUGUAUGAAAUGUUGUUAGAAAGUAAUAUUCAUGUACUCGCUAUCAAAAUUUCUAGUGAUAUCAGGAAGUUUGGCAAGUUAUCCUCCCAACAAUUACGUAAUUCCCAACAGAAGAGAAAUUAUGGAGUAUUCAAACAUGAUGCGAAAAUGAAAGACAAUCACAAAGAAUUCAAUAAUAAUCACAGAAAAAAAAAGUCAAAAAAAGAGCAAGAUCAACAUCCAGGGCUUACAUUGAUAGACAGAGUAGUUUCUUUGGUUUAUUCACAAAAACAAACAGACACUCGUGAUAAAGACGAGAAAUUUAGAAACAAAAUGCUGCUUGAUCAUUUUACAAUGCUGAAAUCAAGUCUUCGAGAGACAAAACUUAUGCUCCAUUCUGUGUCUGACACUGAAAGUAUUCAACAUAGAUGGAACACAUUCAUGAACGCAUUCGUUUUUUAUGAGUAUGGUCAGAGUGUCUGUGAAGUACUUUCAAAAUACAUAUUUCAAAAAACGACAUAUGAAAGAUGGCACACGAGAAGUGACAAUGAAGCGUAUCCUAGAUUUACUGUCAUUAAAGGGGAUAUGUGUCUGCGAAAUAUUCGUCUUCAUUUCAAAUCCGAGGAAAAUGAGGAUGGUCAUGGAACAUGGGAUCUUUAUUAUGAGAAAGGAGAUGAUGAUCAUCAUAUCCUUUAUGUACUAUCUAUGGAAUCUGGAGUAAUGAUAGCAGAAAUCGACAAUUUAGAAUUAUUGAGACAGAAAAUAUUCGAGGAUAGCAAAGACAAGGACGAAAAGUUGGCCAUUGGUAAGAUCACUAAUGAGUUGUUCAUGCUUGUUUUACUGUUCCUUAUUAAAUGCAACUAUCAAGAAUCGCUAAUUCCACAUCGAAUUGACUUGAGAUAA
This is a messenger RNA of Naegleria fowleri, 882 nucleotides long. RefSeq lists its product as uncharacterized. The record is from RefSeq and is a predicted model, not a curated record. Lineage: Eukaryota; Heterolobosea; Eutetramitea; Acrasida; Naegleriidae. The transcript has a single exon. Bases 1 to 882 code for a protein of 293 amino acids.